AUCUGCAGGUACUUCCGGUCAUUGAAAACCUGCCUGGCGCCAGUAUAGAGGGCCUCGGAAUUAUGACUGGCAGCGGGGGACAGGACACAAGCGAGCAGGAACGAAGGAGGAGGUCAGUGGUACACGAGGGGACAUACGGGGAGAAUGCGACAAUAGAAUUUAGGUAUUCUAUGUACACUGGUAACACAGGCAAGCUGGAGGGCAACUGGUCAUCACAACAGCCAGACAUAGGAAAUACUGACAAGGCUUUCCAGGGAAACACAGAGGACGUCUCCGUUGAAAAAAUGAUGCACAUUUUCGAAAAUCUGAGACAGCUCAGGGAAACAAAACAAGACGAAAAGACUCUACAUUUUAGAGACGGCGUAGUCUCAUUCAGUAUCAUGGACGAAGUAGACAAAUUUGAAGAACGACAGAAACCAGUUUCUGUAGACGUGGAGCUGUUGUACCAAAAAGACGUAGAAAGACACAGCAAUUUAAAGACAACUUUGAAAAAAGCGAAGAACAGUUCCCUGACGUCUUCGAUUCUCCGUGAAAGUAUUAAUCAGCUCAGAGAAAGACAUAUAGAACGGUAUUUCACCGACCGAGGUGGGCUACGAAGUAUGAAGCUCAAAAGGGCGGUUGUGUUUGAUGACCAGUCAUUCGAUAGAAUGAUGCGAAUUUUCCGCAAAAUGGCCAGCGUGACUGCAUCCAACUGUAAGCAGCUUUCCAACCACCAACUGUAUCUUCCAGGCGAUGUCACUUACGGGGUAUGGACACAGUUCGAGUCUGAAGGAAGGACAGCCUUGAGGCUGAGUCAUUUUCUAUCCGUGUAUUUGCAGAAUGUUUUGCCAGAGGAAAACUUUGGAGACCUAAGAGGAGGAGGUCGGCUGCAGAUUGACCAUAUGUAUGGGGAAGUUAUCGCUAAUGUCAUGGGCAAUUUUAAAAUAUAUUCAGCCGGGGUAUUUUUCGACAGAUACAAAUUCGAAAAUCAGGAUGGAACCAGAAGAGAGCUUUUUGGUCCAUGGGCUUUCCGGAAGAGUGGGUCAUUCUUUGCUCUUGAUGCCGCUGGACUAAAAUCCCGUUAUGUCACUGAGGACUGGUUCAUCCGAUCAAAGGCUAGGUUCAUGGCAAACUUCCAGAAUGUCAAACAGUACAAGAUACGUGCACAUAUAAGAUCCGACCCUAACGGCACCAGCUCAGUACGCCACGAAUACUACCCAUUAACUUACCGAGCUGCGUCCUACGAACAAGGUUUCUGGACCAAACCUCACUUUAGGUGCGAUGGAAACGUGGACACCUGGGUUAUGACUUAUGUGAGUCCAUUCUUUGGCAUGGACCGUCUCAGGAAACGAUUAGAAUUCAGGGGCGUUACCACGGUGGAUGUACCUUUAAACCUCUUGGAAAUAAACCAGUGUGCGCAGUCAUUUUCAGAAGCAAACGCCUUCAAAAAUACAGCGCGGUGUGACUAUUUCUCUACAACGUGCGUUCCCCAGCCAGGGUUUCCGUUCAUGCGGGGCUCCUACCGUUGUUUGUGCAAGUUGGGAUUCGAAUACUGGCAUGCAGAUGGCAAGUUCUGGAUUGAAGGAUCUCUUCUAGAGCUAGAGUUUGAGAAGAAGAAAGCUGGGAUGUUCAGUAGAUUUGAUCUUCUGACGUGUCGAGUAGCCAUGGCAACAACAGCAAUGGCCUCCAAGCUGUAUCUCGCCCUCCUCUGCAUUAUCAUCUACGUUGUGAGAUUAACGAAUUAG
This is a messenger RNA of Candidula unifasciata, 1724 nucleotides long. The record is from the annotation of a GenBank genome assembly. NCBI's taxonomy places the organism in Eukaryota, Metazoa, Mollusca, Gastropoda, Stylommatophora, Geomitridae.